This is a messenger RNA of Rhododendron vialii, 1573 nucleotides long. RefSeq names its product GDSL esterase/lipase At1g29670-like. The transcript has 4 exons. Lineage: Eukaryota; Viridiplantae; Streptophyta; Magnoliopsida; Ericales; Ericaceae. The record is from RefSeq and is a predicted model, not a curated record. Gene Ontology annotation, molecular function: hydrolase activity, acting on ester bonds. Bases 169 to 1368 code for a protein of 399 amino acids.
UUCCGUUGUUGUUUUGUUUUGGGUGCCGGGCGUGUGUGGACCUGUAGUGAUUAUGGUGAUUGGCUUCUUUUUUCCUAUAAAUACAAACAACCAACCAACCAACCAACCCUCUCAACCCACACCGGCCGUGUUUGCAAAUCACCCCCAAAAUUAAGUAGUAACAUAAACAUGCCUAAAAGAGCCUCUCCAAAUCUUCUCCUUUUAUGCUUAUUCUCCCUCCUAGCUUAUGGUUUCCUUCAACUGAGCUGCUGCUACUGCAGUAGUAGUAGUAGUAGUAGUACUACUACUACUACCAGAGAAGUAGUAGUAGUAAAAAGAUCAGAAGAUGAGAAUCAUAAUAAUAAGAUCAAAGGAAUGUUUGUGUUUGGAAGCUCUUUGGUUGACAAUGGGAACAACAACUUCCUCCAAGUAUCAAUGGCUAAGGCUGAUUACUCUCCAUAUGGGAUAGACUUCCCUCUGGGCCCUUCUGGUAGAUUUACUAAUGGCAAGAAUGUAAUUGACCUUCUUGGUGACAAGCUUAAGCUUGGUUACUAUAUUCCACCUUUUACUAAUCCUUCCACUAAGGGGACUAAGGUUGUUCAUGGUGUCAACUAUGCUUCUGGUGGUUCUGGCAUUCUUGAUGAUACUGGCUCUCUUGCUGGCCAAGUGAUCAGUUUAAGCCAACAGAUGAGAAAUUUCGAGGAAGUGACGUUGCCUGAUUUGAAUGCACAGCUGGGUUGCAGCAGCAGAGAAUCACUGCCCAAUUAUCUGUUUGUGGUGGGAAGUGGAGGGAACGACUACUCAUUCAACUACUUUCUGAGAAAAUCCAGCAGCAGCAGCAGCAGCAAUUACACCUCUAUUGAAGCUUUCACUUCGAAUCUUAUCACUAAACUCUCUGGUCAACUAAAGAGAUUGUAUGAUAUGGGAGGCCGAAAGUUUGUGCUGAUGUCACUGAACCCAAUUGGUUGCACCCCAAUGGCUAAAGCAAUGCACCUGAGGGAGAAGAAUAACAAGGGUUGUAACCAAAAACUGAACCAAGCUGCUCACCUCUUCAACACCCAUUUGAAGUCAUUGGUAGAUGUCAUCAAGCCACGAAUGCCCGCUUCCAACCUUGUUUAUGUCAAUUCAUACAAAGUCAUCAGGGACAUCAUCAGAAAUCCUAGUUUCACAGGUUUUAGUGAUUCUAGCAAUCCAUGUUGUGAAGUGGCAACAACUGGGGUUUUGUGCAAGAGAGGAGGCUCAACCUGUACAAAUAGAACCCAUAAUGUGUUCUUUGAUGGGUUGCAUCCAACUGAAGCAGUGAAUGAACUCAUAGCAAGAAAUGCUUAUGCUUCCAAUCUGGAAAAUGAAGUUUAUCCAAUUAAUAUUAAAGAGCUUGUUAGAAUGUAGAUGAUGUACGUGGGUGGAGGACCAAGAACAUUGGAAUAUGCAAGUUAAGUGUGUGUAUGUUAUUAAUUAACAAUAUAUAUUUCUUAGAUCUGUUAAGGUUUGUCAAUGUAUUUUCUUUGUUAGAACUCUCUCCGGACAUCGAUCAAUGUUAUUACUGUCUUGAUGGUUUGGCUUCUUUAACAAAUUAAUUAAUUAACCUUGUGUA